AUGAGUGCAUUCAACAAAAGGGGAUCAAAAGCCCCAAGGGGUCCUCUUCCCACAAGUGGUGAAUUUAUUGCUCUUGGCUUGAAAGCAAGUGGAAAGCAAGAUUUGCCACCAAUUGAUAAAUUUAGCAGCAUCAAGCCAAGCCUUUCAGGAGCAGUUCCAGGCACAUCAGGUGAGCGGAAGAGAGAAACAACAGGAACACAUGGAGCAUCUGCCAUUCUCAAGAAAGGGAAAGCAUCAGGAACACCAUCCCUGACUGCAUUAGGUGUCAGCCGGCCUAAGGUUGAUAGGGGAGAAGCCUGGGAAUCUCUUGCUAUUGAGAUUGAUGCAUCCAGCUUUUUAAAUGAAGUUGAGGAAGCAUAUGAGAUUGGUGAAGAAGACAAAGUUGAAGCCUUGCUUUGUGGAGCAGCUAAGUUGUUGAAAGGCCAAAGAUCCAGACCAGAUCAAAUUGUUUCUCUUGCUUUGUUAUACCUAGCAAAGACUUAUCCCAGUGCCUUUUCCUCUAAUGAUAUCAUCAAUGCAUUUUGUAGCCUGCUUCGACGUGAACAAGCCCUUGGCUUCAAGACUAAAGGGAACCCACAAGUCUCUAUCCUAGCUGCCAAUGUCCUUAUGGCAGCUUUCCAGGAUGAGAAUAUUUGGCCAGAAGUUUUCAUUAGAGCAUUCAUUGAUGACUCCCUUGGAGAGCGCCUGUGGGUAGAUCAUGAGCAAUGCAAAGGCUUUGUUUCCAAUAUCAUGACGGCCUUCAAAACAAAAAUGCCUCCCAGUGUCUUAUUGACAGACCUUGGCCUGGGUAGGAGUGAUUGCCCUUCUCCCAACAAUGUAGCAAUAGAAUUGGAUGAAACUGAUAUAAAUGGUGGGGAUCUAAGUAAUGGAAAAGAGAAGCAAAAUAUACUGAUUCUCCCCAGGUAUAUUGCUUCUAAUGAUGCUGUAGAACAAAUGGUAGUCGACCUCAUAAGAGAUCAGUUGACCCGACGGCAGCCUGUGGAUACAAUCACAAGGAAUUUCUUGCGUCUUCUGACAGCCACCUGUGGACUUCCAGAGGUGCGGCAUCUUGUGAUUCAGAGGUUGGAAAUGUGGCUUCAGAAUCCAAAGUUGGGUCGUGUUGCCAAUGAACUUUUGAUGGCUGUGGCCAUCAAUUGUUCCACUAAUGCACAAAUUGAUGUGGAGGUGAUAAGCCACUUUAUCAAGAUCCGUUUGAAAGCCAAACCCCAUAUAAAUCACUACAUGAACUGCCUAAAAGAGUUGGUGAUGGCUCAUCCAGAAAACUUGUCUACUGUAAUGAAGCAUACCAUUUACAAUGAAUUGUCAUCAUCAAGGAAUCCAUGCAACAUGCAGAUGAUUGCUGUCAUGUUUCAGGUAGCAGGUGAGGCAUCAGCCACCAUACUUGCUGAGGUUUUUAUUGAAUUGUUAGGACAGCAAGAGGACUUCCUGCGAGCUAUAAGGGGUGUGUUUCGGGAAAUUGUGAGAGUGUUGAGGCAUGAGCUCCCAUUUCAUGUGUUCUCACACCAACUGAUGCAAGAAAGAAAGGGAGCAAGUUUCAGAGACCUUGCUGUGGACAUUAAGAGACGUAUGUUCACUUCAGUUGUUGACCUCAUAACACUCUGUAUCUUCUCAGCAAUCUCUCCACCUGUUCGUGAAGCAUACCAAGCCCUGUCCAGAGGAGAGAGAAGAGAUGUUACUGCAUUACGCACAUACCAGCGAGAUAUAUCCAAUAUCCAAAAAGAUGCUGUACUGUGGCUUCACUCUAUUGUGAUGCCUAUGUAUAGACCUCCUCCAGAUGACUAUGUUCAUUCCAUGUACAAAGUUCUUCUCAUGGAGAAAGGAGAACAAUAUUAUUCUCUGGAUAACUGGCCUCCUGAGGGUGAGAGAAACUUCAUUCUGAGGAUUGCAGCUGAUGUGCCUCUUCUACAGGAUACACUCAUGCAGAUCCUCAUCAUUGGCCUAUCCAAAGAUCAUCCAGUAAAGGCUCCUGAUGCUCUUGAGCUUGCAGAUCAGUUAGUACAGCGAGCUGGCCUAUUAUAUACUGAAGGAUUUGAAGUCCUCCGAGUGGACAGAGUUCAACUUGUUGAUCUUCUCUUCAACUUAUCUGUAUAUCAUCAUCCUGACAGCAUUGCACUCCCUUCAGGGUAUACACCCCCAGAUUUAGCCAUCACUAACCUCUACUGGAAGGCUUGGACUGUUCUCCUUAUUGUCACAGCUCAUAAUCCAUCUGUGUUUGGGCCUCUUGCCAAGGAGAGCUACCCCAUGUUAUCAACCCUAUUGGAAAUGUGUAUAACAAAUCAGUUCACAUUCCCUCCCAUCACUCUUAGAUCUGGGGAAACAUAUGAGGAAAUAAUGGGGAAAGAACGGCAGCUUUCCUCUCUAGAGAGUGCAGCUAUUGUGGAAUUUGAAACUCAUUUAGCUGGGGCUGUCAUCACAGAAGCCAACUCUUUGCUCCUGCCACAGUUGACAUCUUUGAAUCCAACUGGUCCUCCUCGGAGGCCUCCCCCAGCUAUCUUGGAAACUCUUAAGACCUUGAAUAAGAAACUUCACUUGGGUCAUCUCCUUUGUAGAAGUCGUGAUCCAGAUUUUCUUCUUGGCAUACUCCAGUGUCAAGGUCCAGCUCAGGCCAUGCCCUGGCUGGUUGAACUUGUAGAAUCUAGUGCUGGAGCAUUUGAUAUUUUGCCUGUCCAGUGCUUGUGUGAGUUCCUCAUGUAUGAGUCUCAGGAAGAUGGAAGUCGAAAGAAUCUGCAAAAGAGGGAUCAGUUAUUACAACACUUGAAAGCUAUCAUACACAAACAAUCAGCUGACCUCCAGUCCAGCCUUGAGAUAUUAGAGUAUUUCUUUCAGAGAAUCAGUUCUCAGAAUCCAGACAUGCGAAGACAGGCCAUCAGUGGGCUUGAACUCCUUGUAGAGAACAGGAAACCAGAUGAAAUGAUGGAAGUCCAACUGGAUGCUAGUCCAGGAGCUCAUAUGCUGGACCUCCUCCCAUUGCUCCCAAAUUUCUCACUCAUGAGACAUUGCAUAGUGAAGGCUCUUAGGCAAGCCUGCCAAAUUGAGAAUGAAAUACAAAUUGUGAGAAACUAUGUCACUUUUUUGGCAAGAUAUGGGUUGGGAGAUUCUCUUGGGGAUCUCAAUGACUUGGUUCUUGAUCUGUCCCAGCUUAUAGUUGAGCGAAGCACUAUCAUAGGUGCCUUACUGCCUCUUGAAGAUGGGGGAAGAUCUGAUGCAGAAAGCCAGUCAACUCUUCAUUCUCUGCUGAUGAUAUUCAACCAAUAUACAAUCAAAGCAAGAGGACCCUUGAAGGAAACUUAUCCAUGGUCUGAUAGUCAAGAUCAGAUCCUCAUUCAAUGGUCAAAUGGAAAUGCAGCAACGAUGCACAUACUAGUGGUUCAUGCGAUUGUGAUUCUUCUAUCCUAUGGCCCUCCUGCAGAGUUUGAUUCAAGCCUAUUCACACAACUCUGUAAUGUCUGGUUUCCUGCAAACUUAGAAUUGCCUGAGGCAUUCUUGGUUGACACCUCAGAAGUUGCACUCCUUCAUCCAGAUUGGCUCAAGCUCCGUAUGAUACGCUCUUCAGUUCCUGAGCUUGUUGAUGCAGCUUUGAGGGAUCUUGAACCAUGUCAACUCCUUCUUUUUAUGCAAUCCUUUGGAAUCCCAGUUCAUAACAUGAGCAAGCUACUUUGGGCAUUGGAUCGAGCUGUUGAAUAUGAUAGGGAUUCAGUGUCUGCAGCCAUUGUGGAUCAUCAAUACAUGACCCAGCUGAUUGAAGUUCAAAGACAGAGAGGAGCUACUGGAGGUUACAAAUUUGAAGAACUGUUAGGGAUAAAUACAAUAAAUGCAAGUCAAGGACACGAGCCAUCUUCCCAUGAUGUUGAAAUGAAAGAACUGCCACGACAUGUAAGGGAUACAAAGGAGGAGUUGAUUGAGGAUAUAGAGAAGGUUUUCCAUUCUUUGUUCGACAUAGACCAAGCUGCCAGUUUGACCAAUGCUGAAAAGCAACAUCAGGCUCAGGUUUUGCAGAGGAUGCUAGUGCAUGAACUUACACAUCCUGGAAUUGACUGCAAGAUUGCAAGAAAUCUCCUGUGCACCAUUACAGGAGUUGUUCAAAGUCCACAAAUGGAAUUUUUUUUUAAGGCUCUUCAUCGCAAUUCCAUCAUUUCAUGUCCAUUAUUUCAAAGUAUCAAUGCAUUGAGGGAUAAGCUUCCAUUCAUCAUGGAAGAACAAUACCUUCAUGUCAUGACUAUGCCUCAACUGACUGGUUUGGAUUCAACAUCCCCACUUGUGCAUGUGCUCAAACAGGCUGGGUCACCAAGGAAAGCUAAUGGUUCCCACACAUUAUCUGUGUCAAAAUUGUCGUGCUCAAUCCGCUCAAGUAGGGACAUAUUACAGGUCAUCAAAGACAAGACUGGAUAUGAAUUGGAAUCCUUCCUGAAUGUCAUAGUUGAAGAAGCAUUGAAGGAUAAUCAUGUAGACAGUCUUGUCAAAGCCAUGUCUCAAAUUCUCCUAUCUGAGAACAGGUUGACAGAUCAAUGCAACAUAUCUCAGGUUUGUCUCUUGGUUGACUGGAUCAGGCUUCUUGAACCUCGAGUGAUAGGGAGCUGCCCUGAUGAACAGAAAGAAUUGAUCUUUGGGAAACGCCCACCAGCAACCAAGGACUACAGCAGAAGACAGCUCUACCUGAUGGCUCUGUUGACUCAUGAGGGAUCCAUUAGGACUCUGAGGGACUGUAUUGAUACCAUGUUAUCCAGAGAGGAUUCAUUUGAUCCGACGUCAGUGUUGGACUUUCUCUGGGCAUGCAUUCAUAUGCCAAAACUGUGGCAGGGUCGAGACAAACACAUUCCAAAGCAUCUGCCUCCAGAAGAUGUCCUGUGUCUCAACACUGAGCAAGUGAAAACAGUGAGUGAAUACAUCUUGCAAGAGGCCAGGGAAAAGUAUGAAGUUAAAGACUUGCAACAUGGCUGUCCAAUCAUACAGAGGCGCCUUUCCCUGCUUAUCAAAUGCUGUGGAGAGGAAAGUAAUCGUUUGGAGAAUCUUGUAUGUCACCUUUCUAAGCGAGCUCAGAAUGAUCCACUUGCAAAUGAUCUUCUUGAAUGGGUGUACCUCAGCCAUCCCUCGGCCAUUGUGCCUAUUCUUAACUCAUCCUCUUCCAAGGAGUUCCUGACUGUUCCACAUCAAGGUUCCUCUCCUUUGGAUGUCCUUUCCCAUGUCCUCAUUUCUUCAUUGGCUGCUACACAGAAGGGAAAAGACUGGGCAAGCAAGAUGAGAGAUUACGAGCUUGCCUGUCGUAAGAUGGCUUCUCAGCAUCCCUACUUGUUUCUUCGUCAACUUCCCAUGCUGGCUGCUAGCCUGCAUGGCCGUGUAGACUAUGAAUUCCCUAUGUUCCGAAGCCGUAAUCACCUCAACUUCUUCACUCAUACCUUGGGGCUCCUUGAACUCUUGAUUCCUCAUGUGUUUCUGCCACAGUAUUCUGAGCCUGUCAGAGAUAUAUUGCAGGUAUUUGGUGAUCUUAUGCGGAAACAUGGGCAAAAGGGAGAAGUUGCAGGACUAUUGAAUCGAUUCAUGCUUUUUGUGCAGAGGUACAUCAACUGUCAUCCCAGUCGAGCCAUUGGAGUUAUGCAGGAGUACAUUCCAGUGCUCAGUGAUCUUACCUGUAUGUACCCAGACAUGAGUUCUUUAUUUUCAGUCCUCUCUGCCCUGCGAGUACCCAGAGUGGGUGAGCAUGAAAAGAAGUCAGAGGGUAUGAACAUUCCAGUGGAGGAGAAAGCCCCAAUCUACAACCCCUUUUCAGGUCUGGUGCACUCUGGACAGGCAGAUGGCUUUCUCUUGCGGUUGCGGAAGGCAGCAAGUACAGAGGAGCUCAUUUGUGUCCUUCAAGACAUUGGAAGUAUAACUAACAGACGGAUAGAAGUUUUACUCCUCUUCCUUGAUCCCAUCAAGAAUCUCAUCUUCCAUAAUAGCAGUGCUGUGCGGGACUUGGCCUAUGAUCUCUUGCUUCGUGCUCUGAGACUUAACCCAUCAGCCUCCAAGGAGUGCUUGGAGUCGUAUCUCCAGUGCUUUGAUGCAGAAGAUGAGGAUGUGAUUUUGUCAGCAUUGUCUCGAAUGCCCAAGAUGACAAUUCUUCUACAGGACAAAGCCACACUGAUCCUUCAGAAGGCAUUCAUUCGGGGUCUCAAUGCCAACAUCAAUGCUGCUCCCUUUAUCUGUGAUUCUGUGGCUCUCCUCCAGGCACAAAUUGGUGUCUGACUUUCUUGAUAAUGUUUUGAGCUCAUUUAUGGUAAUGUGUUGGAAUUGUGCUGGAAAUGUUGAAUAAGAU
This is a messenger RNA of Darwinula stevensoni, 6289 nucleotides long. The record is from the annotation of a GenBank genome assembly. NCBI's taxonomy places the organism in Eukaryota, Metazoa, Arthropoda, Ostracoda, Podocopida, Darwinulidae.